This is a messenger RNA of Spodoptera frugiperda (fall armyworm), 1496 nucleotides long. RefSeq names its product cuticle protein (gene CPR135). The transcript has 4 exons. The coding region runs from base 208 to 1284 and encodes 358 amino acids. The record is from RefSeq and is a predicted model, not a curated record. Gene Ontology annotation, cellular component: extracellular matrix. Lineage: Eukaryota; Metazoa; Arthropoda; Insecta; Lepidoptera; Noctuidae.
UACCCGCGCCAGCCCGCACGUCCUGCCCACCGACGCAUCGAGCCCUCUUUACAUAUUAACUCGCGUUUUCACUCCCCGAAGGCUGUUCUAUGAAAAUGAGGAAGCCUGAUGCAACUCUGGUGAUUGUUGUUACAGCUAGAGCGAGUGCGCGCUAAACAUUCCACAUCCGCAACAUAGGACAUGAAGGUCUAAACCAAUCGCCUAUAAAUGCCUUCAAGCUGCCAAUUACUCUGCAGUGCAUUUUUGACAUCACGUCAGUGCGUCUCCGGCAUAAUGAAUAUUUACGCAGCGAUAUCGUGCCUCCUCGCCUUGACGGCGUCCGUCGCGGCUGAUGGACUAUUAGGAGGGGGUCUAGUAUACGCGCCAGGACAUGCCUCAGUAGAUUAUUAUGCCUAUCCCAGAUACGCCUUCGAAUAUGCAGUAAAAGAUCCUCACACGGGUGACAACAAGGCGCAAUGGGAGAAACGAGACGGCGACGUAGUUAAAGGAGCAUACUCACUAGUGGAGCCGGACGGCAGCCUACGUAUAGUGGAAUACUGGGCCGACGCGAAAUCAGGUUUCAACGCUGUAGUGAAGCGUGUAGGACCUAACUUGCACCCAGUGUCAGUACCUGCGUCCAUCUACAAGGCGCCGAUCCCAGUGCUGGGACAUGCGUCUGGGAUUGCACCCAUAUCUGUGGGACCUAUUGGUAAACUUGGAGGUCUAGCGGGUGCCCCUCUGAUAUCAGGACCUAUUGUGGGAGGAGCCAUAUCCACGGCGAACCUUGUGAAGACCGCGGUGCCGAUCGCACCCAUCGCGCCAAUUGCUCCCAUAGCGCCAAUAAUCAAAACUCCAAUUGCGCCAAUUGCGCCAAUCGCGCCUAUCGGACCUCUUCCAUCUUACGGGCCGCUUAUCAAGCCUGUUGCCCCCAUAGCGCCGCUACUACCAUCAUACGCUGGCCUCCCUGGUCCUAUUUACAAGGCUGGACCAGUCUACCCUGCGCCUCUACCCGCCCCUAUUAUCAAGUCUGGACCAAUAUUGACAGGAGGUUUGGGAGGUUACGCAGCACCAUUGCCACUGUUGAAGGGUGAUGGUCUAGGAUACGGUGGAUAUUCAGGUGGACUUGGAUAUGGAGGUUACGCUGGAUUGAAGGGCGAUGGUCUGCUAUUAGGCGGUUAUGGCGGGUAUAGCGGCUACGGUGGACUCGGCGCCGGUUACGCCAAAGCUCCCCUCAGUGGCCAUGGAUUAUUAGGUGACGGACUACUGAACACUUGGGGCGCGGGACCUUACUAUGGCAAGCAUUAAUUUAUGAAAUACAAAAAUCUGAGGCCUCCCAACGUUUAGACGCCGCUGUCCAUUACUGUUCCUUGUUGCCUUUAGUCUCCUCUAGUGAGUCUCCUUGAAGAAAGACCUUUUAUGUGGAUAAGGUCGAGUCUUUUGUACAUAAUUUUAAUAUUUAUGUUGAUAAUUAUAAGUCAGACUAGCACUAAUAAAGCAUACGCCACCAUGUGGUUAAA